AUGACCCCCAGCUUCAAUCUCAACAGUAACGGCUCAGCAUCGUCCUACUUCACACCCCAGUCCAGUUCAGGACCCAAUGGAGUUAUGUCACCCAGCGCAACACUCUCGGCAGCAUCAGGACGGGCCCAUCAACGCAACAGCAGCAGUAAUGGACCACCCGUGUCAGCCACAGGAGUCACAGGAGCCGUAGCAGUGGGAGCAGGUGCCGUAGGGCAACGGAACAUUGUUGGAGUGUUACUGCCCAACGGCGGUGGACCCGAUCCUGAUUCUGCGCCUCAAGAAUCCAUGUUCCUCUGUCUUCAGGAUCUUUUCCAACGGAUCCAAAACCAUUCCAAGAAGACUCAAUUCUUCACCCCUACCGCCUUUGUCGCCAAAGUCAAGAAAGAGAAUGAGCUGUUCAGGAGUUCAAUGCAUCAGGACGCACACGAGUUCUUGAUGUUCAUUAUCAGCACUAUUUCCGAAGAUAUCGAAGCAGACCACAAGCAGAACCUCAAAGAAAUCGAAGAUAAUCAGCACAAACCAGCAACUCUGAACGGGACGGCGACGAGCAACGGCAAUGGCAUCGCGAAUGGAUCUGUUGGCGCAAAGAGUUCGACCGAGGAGGUGUCGAUGACGCUGUCGGGCGGAGAUGAGGUCAGGAUCAAGGUGAAUGGCGCCGAUAUCAACACGGUGUCGACAUCAGGAGGAAGCACCCAUGGGAACGGCCACCUUGGCGGCGGUGGAGAGUCGAUUGGCGACCGGUCAUCGAUUCAGUCUGAUAAUACGAUACCCAAGCCCAAGGAGAAGAUGUGGGUUCAAAAGUUGUUUGAAGGCCAGCUCACAAACGAGAUUAAAUGCCUCACAUGCGAAAAGACAACAAAUAGAGCAGAGUCGUUCAUGGAUCUUUCGCUGGAUAUUGAACAAAACUCGUCUGUGACGAGCUGCUUGCGACAGUUCUCUGCCUCCGAGAUGCUGUGCCACAAGGACAAGUUCUAUUGCGAUGAGUGCUGUGGACUCCAAGAAGCUGAGAAGAGGAUGAAAAUUCAACAACUCCCCAACAUCCUCUCGCUCCACCUCAAGAGAUUCAAGUAUCAGGAAGCACUCCAGAAGUAUGUCAAGCUUUCAUAUCGUGUCUCGUUCCCUUUAGAGCUCCGACUCUUUAACACUGUGGACGACAUGGAGGACCCCGACAGGAUCUACGACUUGAAUGCAUUUGUUGUUCACAUCGGAAGCGGGCCUCAUCACGGACACUACGUCGCAGUCGUUAAGCACGAAGACAAGUGGCUGAUUUUUGACGAUGAGACUGUCGAGGCGAUUGACGAAACGGACAUCCACAAGUAUUUUGGAGAUUCUGCGCAGUUGGGAUCGGGAUACGUCUUGUUUUACCAGGCACGAGAUUUGGAUAUGAGCACGAUUGCGCCGAUGCAAUGGGCACAACAGCAGCUCCAGUCUUCGUUCUCGCUCAAGAGCCCAAUCAUUGGAUCUUUGCCCUUCUCACCGACCAGUGGACUUGGAUCGGCCGAUUUGGACCAUUUUGGAGGGUUGAUGCCUCAUACCCAGCAGCAGGAACUUAUCCAUCAACAAUUGGCCAGUCGGCAGCAGCAGCAGCCAGUCCAACAGCAGCAGCAAAAUGGAGGAGUGAUGGGAGCCCUGUUUAAUGGCGGGUCGGCACCAAGUCCAGUCUCGCAGGCCCACUUGGCGAACGGCAGCAGCAGCUGUACGACAGCCAACGGUGGACCCUGGAGCCCAACACAGAUCCAGGACCCAUCGAUGCUGAACGGCCAAAAAAUCACCAGUGGGUCGUAUGUCUACACCAACGGAAUCGCAGCCGCCACUUCGUCAGGACAGCCUCAUUACACUUCGACCAAUGGAUACCAUCCGCAUUCGACGACGACGGGAUCUUCUUUUAUCCCCUCGGAUCCUUUACCCUUACCCCACACCUUUUCGUCCCCUUCGCCUGCUUCCACUUCUUCACAUUACUCUUCUUCCUAUAAUCACAGCAACGGAUACGGACACGGACACGGACACGGACACGGACACGGUACCAACGGAAAUCACGGUCCUGUCCCCCCAUCACCCACGUCAGCCUCUCACUACUUCAAGCCACCAUCAGCGUCUUCAGCAUCCCCAUCUCCGAUUCCACAUACGACCAUCGACCCUGCAAAACUCAAGCGCGCUCACAGCACACCACGCAUCAGCCUGGCCUCGGCCGCAAAGACCUUUGGCUCCUCUGGCGGAAAGUCUUUUAUCGGCAGUCUACGAGGCGGUAGUAGUUCCUGA
Molecule: messenger RNA, 2259 nt
Organism: Linnemannia hyalina
Lineage: Eukaryota; Fungi; Mortierellomycota; Mortierellomycetes; Mortierellales; Mortierellaceae
Source: the annotation of a GenBank genome assembly